Messenger RNA from Phialemonium atrogriseum, 3048 nucleotides. RefSeq lists its product as uncharacterized. The coding region runs from base 392 to 2698 and encodes 768 amino acids. Lineage: Eukaryota; Fungi; Ascomycota; Sordariomycetes; Cephalothecales; Cephalothecaceae. The transcript is spliced from 4 exons. The record is from RefSeq and is a predicted model, not a curated record.
AUCUGUUGCUAGCCCCCAAGGUGGCUGCAGCUUCUUUGCGUCAGUGGCCACACACAAGAUGCACUUCUGCUCAAGACACCGCUGAAGGAUGGUCAUUAUAUGCUGACUGAGGCCUACAUGCGUCUUCAGCCUCAUCCUAUUCUGGCCACUACGUCGUACAACGUCACAAAAUACAAUAAUGCCUCUCCCCUCACCCUUCUUUUGACACAGCCUCACAGUCGACAGAAUCCGUGUCUGCUUUUCAUACUGAUCCCCCCUUUUCUGUUUUCCCCUGCUAGUAUUCGGCGUCUCAUAGCGGCGUUGUUAUUCGUCCUCCAGUCAUUAAAUACUUCCUUGUUCCUUGGUCGUGCCCAGUGAAGCAACGCAGCAGCCCGACCACUGAGCUUGGAGGAUGGACCAAGAAAUAAGAGUUACGCAAGACAGAGACUCCCCCUCCAAUAUUGAGGACAGCCCGCCAGCCGGACCCACACCAGACGAGCCAUACCCAGCCAACGCUAAACAAGCCGCCCGAGCAGAAAUCCACGACGCAGAAGUAAAGGUCUUCGAGACAAGUCGCUUCGCGGAGAAAGAGGACCUCUGGCAGUGGUUCCCGCAGCUCAAGGACGACCCCAAUUCCAAGGAAUGGCGGAUCUGGCUUUCUCGCCGGAGCCGUGCGCUGAUGGUGCAGAUCAUCGUCAUCUUGGCCAUCCUGCUUAGCAACUUCGGGCUGACCGUCUUCGCGGCGAGCCAGUUCAACACCCAGCGCGGAGUCGGGCUCAUCUACCAGGGCGACUGUGCCACCGUCGGCAAGCUCAACCUGUGGCUGCACCUGCUCAUCAACCUGCUCUCCACGGGGAUGCUGUCGGCCUCCAACUACUGCAUGCAGCUCCAGGCGGCGCCCACGCGGGCGAACGUCAACGAUGCGCACACGGCCGGCAAGUGGCUCGACAUUGGCGUCCCUAGCUUGCGCAACCUGCUCCACAUCAACGGGUGGAGGAAGGUGUCGUGGGCCUUGCUGGCUUUUAGCUCGAUUCCGAUUCAUCUAAUAUAUAAUUCCGCCGUGUUCCAGUCGUUGUCCUCGUUCGACUACACCGUUGCUGUGGUCAAGGACUCGUUUCUUGACGGAGCUGAUUUUAGCCUUUCAACGGCCGAGAUCAACAGGGGCGCCGAUCCGGGAUGGAAUGAAAGUAGAGUUAACCCGCCGGACGACUACGCCAAGAUCAUCUCGGACAUGCGACGAGACGCUCUGUCGAUGCCGUAUCUCAAAAAGACCGUUUCCGAGUGCUUCGAUUUGUACGACGACUACUUCGCGCCCCAGGGCAACGUCCUGAUCUUUGUCAAGAACCAAACCGUCCAGACGCCCCCCGAAGAUAGCCUGCUGAUGUAUGUCUCCAUCAUCCCGCGAUCGGACGGAUGGGGCAAGAACAUGUGGGCUCUGGGCAACGGCACGGGCUCCUUUGUGGCCCUCUCCCCUCCAAAACCCGUCACGAAAUGGUUCCUGGGCCCACCGCACUACGAAGUGAGCCGCUGCCUCGUCCAGCCGCCGGCCCUCCUAGCGACACAGUGCCGGUUCGAGUACUCGCCCUGGAUCAUGUGGGUCGUGUGCUCGCUCAACCUCAUCAAAGCCCUGGUGAUGCUGUUCAUCUGGGCGUUUCGCAGGUGGCAGGCCAAGGCCCUGGGGGAUGAGAAGAAGGAAGUGCUGUACACGCUCGGAGACGCCAUCUCGUCCUUCAUGCGGGUCCCGGACGAAAGGACCCAGAACAUGUGUCUGGCCACCAAGCAUGACUUCACCACAAAACGCACCUGGCGCAAUCGGCUGGUCAAGGAGCCGGUAUCGACCUCCCAGGAGCCAAGAGAGUUCAAAAUCGAGUCGAAACGGUGGAUGGCUGCUGCGAGUUUGAGACGGUGGAUAGUUCUUAUUUCCAUGUUCCUGGCCGUGAUAGGCGUCUCGGCAGGCCUGCUCUUCCAAUCCUUCCCCAGCCUCCGCCGCCGCAAUGUCAAGACGACCCUCUCCCAGUUCUGGAAAAUGGGGUUCGGGAAGCUGCAGCCGUACGCGUACCUGGUCAUCGGCCUGCCCAGGGCCGACCCGGAGGGCUUCCUGGCGAACGUGGUCGUGUCCAACCUGCCUCAGCUGAUCCUGUCGAUACUUUACAUUUUCUACAACUCCAUGCUCAGCACCUUCCUCGUCCAGCGCGAGUUCAGCCGCAUGUGCGACCCCCGAAAGAGAAAGCCCCUGCGCGUCUCGGAGCCGAUCGGGCUCCAGCGCUCCAGCUACUUCAUCUCCUUGCCGCUGCGCUAUGGCAUCCCGCUGUACCUGUCCUCCGGCCUUAUGCACUGGCUCAUCUCCCAGAGUCUGUUCCUCGCCCGCAUCACGGCCCUGCGUCCGAGCGGUGCUGCUGAUCCCAAAAACUCCUUCUCUACGUGUGGUUAUAGCCCCAUUGCAAUAUUUAUCACAUUACUCGUGGGACUCGUCCUAGUACUAGCCAUCGUCCUCAUUGGCUUUCGCACCUACGACGGUACCAUGCGGAUGGUCUCGACCAACAGCCGAGCUAUCGGCGCUGCUUGCCACUCUCCCGAGAAGGAUCGAGAAAACGGGUACAUGCUGCCCGUCCGCUGGGGUUGCGUGGAAAUGACGGCAGACGGCGUUGGGAAGUGCGCCUUCACCACUGCGCCCGAUGAGGAGAUACAGGAGCCAGUUCCAAAGAAGAAGUACCGAUGAGUCGAGACAAACUCUUCCCCGUGGUGAUGCGGGAAAUAGACCUAGAUUUCUCAGUUGACCAGCUGAUGAACAGUUACGUGGCUUUGUUGCAUGAUCUCCAGAUGUUUUGGCCUGAUUACAGGUUUUCCAGAAUUCGACCGUACGUGGUGUUGUCAUCGCGAAGAUAAUUAAUCCAAUGGCCAUUUGUUUCAUCUUGGUUGCAUGUGCACUAGCCGAUGCUUAAGUAUUUGGUGACUUCAGCGUCAACGCCUCAGACACUAGUCCCGAGGGCGUCUCGCGUUUCUGUCAGACAACUCCCCACCAAGUAUUACAAUUACAAGCCUGGCCAACUUGAAGAUUCCUGCACGGUU